This is a messenger RNA of Cladophialophora yegresii CBS 114405, 600 nucleotides long. RefSeq lists its product as uncharacterized. Bases 1 to 600 code for a protein of 199 amino acids. Gene Ontology annotation, cellular component: extracellular exosome; endoplasmic reticulum-Golgi intermediate compartment. NCBI's taxonomy places the organism in Eukaryota, Fungi, Ascomycota, Eurotiomycetes, Chaetothyriales, Herpotrichiellaceae. Gene Ontology annotation, molecular function: calcium ion binding. The record is from RefSeq and is a predicted model, not a curated record. The transcript is spliced from 2 exons.
AUGAAGAGCAUCACUGCUGCGCUCCUCGCGCUUAUUGCCGUCGCCAGCGCCCAUGGCGUCCAUCCUGACGAACGAGUCAAUCCCGCGGACGACUGGGCACUGUACCAUAUGCAGGAAGAGCAUCACAUAUCCAACUUCGACCCGGCCUCUUUCUUCUCGCUACACGACUUCAACAACGACGGGUCGUGGACGCCCGACGAGGUCCGGCGCAUCUACGGUCUGGACGACGAAUCUCUAAAAGAUACACCCGCAGACCAGAAGGACAAAGCCGUCUUCGACGUCUUCAAGAUCUUUGACCCCUAUCAAUCUGGUGUCAUCACUCGAGAUCAAUGGACCAAGAAGAUCAAUGAGGGCAAGAAGCUCCCCGACUUCGGCUUGGGACCUGGUCAUCACGGCGACGAUGAGUAUGAAUACGAGAUUCACCAUUUCGAGAAAUACCAUGAUGAGAACACAAGGGAAGAGGACUUGAUCCAUCCGGAAGAUAUCGCGCACUUCAGGAAACACGACCUGCUGGAAGAUCAAGCGGACCGGAUAUAUAGAGAGCAACAGCAGACCAUUGUCGAGAGGAACAUCCCUCAGAAAUUCCGACGGCGGCCAUGA